AUGAGGAUGAUGAGGAGGAUGAAGAGCAGGAUGAAGAUUAUGAUGAUGAGAAUGAGGAAGAGGAGGAGGAUGAUAGGGAUGAGGAUAACCAUGAUGAGGAGGAUGAUGGGGGAGAAUGAAUAUGAUGAUGAGGAGGAUGAUGGAGAUGAGGAUAAAGAUGAGGAGCAUGAUGAUGGGGAUGAGCAUAAUGAUGAGGAUGAAGAUGAUGAUGAAGAGAAGAUGGAGCAUAAUGAUGAGGAUGAAGAUGAUGAUGAGGAGAAGAGGAUGAGGAUAACAAUGAUGAGGAGGAUGAUGGGGCAGGAUGAAGAUGAUGAGGGUGAUGGGGAUGAGGAUAACCAUGUUGAAGAGGAGUCUGGGCGCCCCAUCAGCGUCAUGGUGGUGUUCAUCACCCCCAGCCCCCUGAGCAAGAUCUCCUGGGUGAACCGGCUGCACCUGGCCAAGAUCGGCCUGCGGGACGAGAACCAGCCGGGCUGGCUCUGCCCCGACGAGGACAGGAAGAGCCGAGCUCCCUUCUGGUGCCCCAUCCUCUCCUGCCACAUUCCAGCCUUCUCCUCCAAAGCCUUGGACCUGCAGCUCGGAGCUGCCGUCCACAAUCCCGUCCAUUCCUCGCUCCUGGGGUUCUCAGCUGUCAGCACCUCCCUGCCCCAGGGCUUCCUGUGGGUGGGAGGGGGGCAGGAGGGGGCAGGGGGGCAGGUGGAGAUCUUCUCCCUGAACCGCUCCGUGCCCCGAACCGUCAAAUCCUUCCCGGUGCCGGCCCCGGUGCUGUGCAUGGAAUUCAUCCCGGAGCCGCAUCCCGAGGAUCCCGCGGAGCAGGGAACGGCCCCGGACCCGACCGCCAACGCCCCCCACCCCGCAGUGUGCCUGGGGCUGCAGGACGGGAGCCUGCUGGUGUUCGGGGCGGUGGCGGCGGGGACGCCGGUGCUGCAGCGCUGCCGCGUGCCGGGCGCGGUGCCCGUGCUGUGCCUGCGGAACAGCCCCGCGUUCCUGCUGGCCGGGCUGCAGGACGGCAGCGUGGCCGCCUUCCCCCGCAACCACGAGGGUCUGUGGGACGCGGGCUCGGUGCGGGUGGUCCGGGUGGGGCCGGGCCCCGUGCGGGCGCUGCUGGCGCUGGAGGAGUCGCUCUGGGCCAGCUCCCAGAACCUCGUCAGCGUCCUGGGGACUCCCGAGCUGCAGAGCCAGCACUGUUUCGAGGCGCACCCGGAGCCCGCGGCAGCGGUGACGCUGAUGGUGCGGGCGGGCAGCGGGGUCUGGAUGGCCUUUGCCGAGGGCUCCUCCAUCCGCCUGUUCCACACGGAGACCCAGGAGCACCUCCAGGAGAUCAACGUGGCCACCAGGACCACCCUGCUGCUGCCCGGGCAGAAGCUCGUGCGCGUCACCAGCCUCCUGCUGUGCCAGGGCUCGCUCUGGGUGGGGACGGAUCUGGGAAUCAUCGUCCUGCUGCCCGUGCCGCGCCUGGAGGGCAUCCCGAAAAUCACCGGGAAGGGGAUGGUGUCCCUGAACGGCCACGCCGGCCCCGUGCAGUUCCUGGCGCUGGCUCUGAGCACUUUGGCCCCCGACGCCCUCCGGACCGAGCAGGACGAGCCCGACGAGGCCGAGGAGGAGAAAUCCCCGGAUCCGGAGGGGCUCCAGCCGCGGGAAAUGCGGAAAAAAGGGAUUUUGUUACAAUACCGGCUGCGCUCCACGGCCCACCUGCCCGGGCAGCUGCUCUCCGUGCGGGAAGCGGCACCGGGAACGCCGGGAACGCCGGGACACGCCGAGGAGGAUGGAUCCAUCUACGAGCUGGCCGACGAUCCCGACGUGUGGGUGCGGAGCCGGCCCUGCUCCCGGGAUUCUUCCCGCAAGGAAAUCUCCUCCGUGGCCAUCGUGUCCGGAGGCCGCGGGUACCGGGAUUUCCGGGCGGAAUCCGCGCGCCGCUCCGGAGCCGCCGACAGCUCCCUGCUCAUCUGGCAGCUCCCGCUGGCGCUCUGAGCCCGCCUGGAAUUCCCGAAUUUCCUACCUCAGGAGUCCCCCGAAUUCCCGGGAGCGGCGCCGCCCUGGGCGCUUGAGCCGCUGCGAGGAAGAAAACUGGGAAAAAGCGCGGGAUUCUCCCCCAGAUCCAGCGGAUCUGGAGCUGGGAGCGGCGGGGUUUGCCCGGUUUCCCUGCGUGUGUGUGUGUGUGUGUGUGGGUAAUCCCUAGAGAUAGAAAUCCCUGGAUUAUAAAUAGGCUGUAAAUUAUUACCUGUAAAAAGAAGGAAUCUGUAUAUAUUGGGAAUGCCGGGAAGAGCGGGAGCAGCUCCCGAAAAAGCGGCUCCGGCUGCAAUAUCCACUUCUGUUCCCAACUGGGAAUUUGAGGAUCUUCCAUACUGAAAUCCCCUGGAUUUGGGAGCCGAGCCCACUCGGCUUCCCGAGGAAAGGAAAACAGGGGAAGCGUGGAAAUAAAUCCCAUAGGAAUGGCCG
Messenger RNA from Passer montanus (Eurasian tree sparrow), 2436 nucleotides. RefSeq names its product rho guanine nucleotide exchange factor 10-like protein. Gene Ontology annotation, molecular function: guanyl-nucleotide exchange factor activity; protein binding. Lineage: Eukaryota; Metazoa; Chordata; Aves; Passeriformes; Passeridae. Gene Ontology annotation, cellular component: cytosol. The transcript has 11 exons. Gene Ontology annotation, biological process: SREBP signaling pathway; actin cytoskeleton organization; positive regulation of stress fiber assembly. The record is from RefSeq and is a predicted model, not a curated record. Bases 1 to 1968 code for a protein of 655 amino acids.